CCAGCGUAACGGAAGUAGUUCUUUUUAGAAAUAGAUAUAUUCUGAAGUUUGGGCGAUCAGAAUUGUUCUAUUUUAUUCUUUGCUUUAUACAGAACGAUUACUUCGUUACUCUCGUCAACAUUUACUUCAUUUUAUACCACAAUUUUGAUAAAUAUAUAAUACAGUAAUAAGUAGAAAAAACUAUGGAUAACAAUAACAGAAAGAAAAUUUGGACCUACGACGAACGUUUGGAGCUUGCUACUAAAUUGGAAGGGCAAUUGGAUGAUUUUGUAAGUCAAUUAGAAAAGAGAACUUUUAAGGAGGGAUACACCGAAGAGAGUAUGUUAGAAGAACUAGAAAAUCACCCAUUCUUCAUGAAGAAAGCUCCAGAACCCGGACAGCCGCUAUCUCCCCUUGUGGAAGGAUUACAACAACUUAAAUAUUCGCCGGAAGAAAAUACUCCUGAACAAUUAGCUAAAAGUUAUAAAGAUGAUGGAAAUUUUAAUUUUAAUAAUGGACAAUAUCGUAUGUCUAUUAUAAGUUAUACGGAAGGUAUCAGAACAAGAUGUAAAGACCAGGAAUUAUUAGCACAACUUUAUAAUAAUAGGGCUACUGCACAUUAUAUGCUUCAAAAUUAUCGAUGUAGUUUAAAUGACAGUAAACAAGCAAUAAAAUUGAAAUCGGAUUAUGCUAAAUCUUUGGAAAGAGCUGCCAGGUGUUGUUUACGCGUAAAAGAUUUUGACCAAUGUAACGAGUUAUGUGAUAAAAUCUUACGUAUUUUCCCAGAAGAGAGAGUCAUAUUGGAUUUAAAAAGACAGAUUAUAUUGUCUGAUAAAACCUCCUACCGAGAUCAAAGGAAACAGAAAAAAGAAGCAGCAAAACUUUCUAAAGAAGAAGAAGAAUUGUUAUCUACCAUCAAAAGUAGAGGUAUCAAAUUAGAAUUGCUUGAUGGUGACAAAAUACCAAACUUGAAAGAUUUGGAAUCUAAGAUACCAGAACUGAUGCAAAGUAAAGUACAUUUAGAUGGUAACAACAAACUUGUAUGGCCAGUAAUAUUUUUAUAUCCUGAAUUCCAAGAAACUGAUUUUGUACAAAAUUUCCAUGAAGAUAUUACUAUAAAAGAACAAUUAGAAGAAUUAUAUUUUUCCCCACCACCAUGGGAUACUCAACAUCUGUAUAACCCUGAUACUGUAGCAAUAUAUUUUGAAGGAAAAGAUAAAAAUUCUCUACAUAAAGUGGACAUUUCAAAUACACUUGGAAAGAUAUUAACAGAUGAACAAUUUUUAGUUCGCGGUGGGACACCAGCAUUCCUGAUAUUUGUAAAAGACAGUAAAGCCGAAGCUCGUUAUUUGAAAACCUAUCACAAAGAAUAGAGAUAGUACGUUAAAGUAAAUAAACUGGGUUUUAUCUUUUGCAA
This is a messenger RNA of Vespula vulgaris, 1396 nucleotides long. It is a transcript of the gene Dpit47, whose product is annotated as DNA polymerase interacting tetratricopeptide repeat-containing, protein of 47 kDa. The transcript is spliced from 6 exons. The record is from RefSeq and is a predicted model, not a curated record. The coding region runs from base 183 to 1352 and encodes 389 amino acids. NCBI's taxonomy places the organism in Eukaryota, Metazoa, Arthropoda, Insecta, Hymenoptera, Vespidae. Gene Ontology annotation, molecular function: Hsp90 protein binding.